Molecule: messenger RNA, 339 nt
Organism: Clonostachys solani
Lineage: Eukaryota; Fungi; Ascomycota; Sordariomycetes; Hypocreales; Bionectriaceae
Source: the annotation of a GenBank genome assembly
AUGGCCAACAACGAAGAUCAGGUAUGGGAUAUCAAGCGGGUUGAAUGGGGCGUGUUUAGUUUCGGAAUUCUAAUCCAGAAGUGGGGGGUAAUGGAUGGCUCACUCCUAUAUCAAUUGGACCCCGAGCAGGGUAACAAAUGCGUGGUUUCAGAGGGCAACCAUGCCAUAGACUUUGCAGGAAAGGUCACUCUAGGCUCUUUCCGCGGUUCUCUGACCAGAGCUAGAGAAAUUGGGAACACAAUCCUGGAAUAUACUCCCAGAGAUCCUGAAAUUAUGCGAACGUGGAUCCAAGAAGUCGACAUCGCACUCUGCGAACUCAUGGGAUGGCCAAUUGUCUAG